GGAAGUAAAGCAACGUACACAACGCUGGCGGUGGUCACACGUGGGUACAGACGUCUAAUAAAGUAAUGUGGUGUAGUUAACUUGGUUAGAAAACAUGUCGAAGAGAAAGGCGGCUAUGACAGAAGAAAACACAGUCUCUGAGGUGGGACUCGCGGAGGAGGAGGUCCUGGACCCGCCGCCGGAGACCAGACGGACCCGCAGCGGCCGCAAAGUGCGCACUCCUGCCGCGUUGCUGGACUCAGAAGCCCCGGUGAGGACUCCCAGCCGGAGGACCAGGAGAUCUGUGCUCCAGGAGGUGCCGGCAGCAGAGGAGAAAAACACGGAGGAUUCAGAGCGGAAACUGGAUAGUGGGACCGAGGAGAAGCUCGGUAUGUGUGCAGAACCGGAGCCGUGUGCCGUGUCGGAGCCGCAGACAGAUACAGGCAGAGCCGAGGUUAACGGUGACGGAGAGACGCAGCUGUCCGGGCCUGCAGCUGCAGAGACGGCUCCCGCGAGUACCGAGGCCGCCCCAAAGAAGAAGCCUCGUCCGGCUUCAAGUGGAAAACAAAAUCCGGUCAUUCCGCUGGGAAAACCCAAAUCUGGGAGGACGUGGAAGGACCGGAACAAGCAGAGGUUCUCUGCAGUGGUUCGAGACAAACAGCUGUGCUCAUCGUGGGAGAAAAAGAUGGCGGCCAAGCGUGAGAAGCAGCUGGUGAAACAGUAUUCUUUGCAGCUUAAAGAGGAGAAAGACAGACAAAAAGAGGAAAAGAGGAAAAGGAGAGAAGACAACUUGAAACGUCGAGCAGAGAACGAACGCAAAGCAGAAAUUGUGCAAGUGAUCAAGAACACAGCGAAGAUCAAGAGGAUGAAAAAGAAACAACUCAGGAAGAUCGAGAAGAGAGACACUCUGGCUCUGCUGCAGAAGUCACAGAAGCAGAGCGUAAAAGCCAAAGGUCAAAAGAGUCACAAGACUGACCGAGAUUUGACCUCAAGACUGUGAGAUAAUAAACAUGCAUCAGUACUUUGCCCACGUGUCUUAUAUUCACAUGCCUGAAGUACAACAAACACAUUUCUAUGGAACAACAUAUGUACCAAAAGUUCUUAAAAUAGAGAAGUAUUAGUAAGUUAAAAAUGCUGCACAAUAAAUGUAAGUGCUGCCGGCCAGGUGGGCAGUAAGGUGAUCAUCAACUAAGAUUUAACUUUGUAUAAUUCUCUUUAGAGCCUGUGUGUCUGCAGAACAUCGCAUAUGACCAGCUUUGUAUCUCUUACAGGAUUUUAUAUGAAAUAAAAUUUUAAUUCUUACUGUU
Epinephelus fuscoguttatus (brown-marbled grouper) is the source of this 1286-nucleotide messenger RNA. It is a transcript of the gene ccdc86, whose product is annotated as coiled-coil domain containing 86. Lineage: Eukaryota; Metazoa; Chordata; Actinopteri; Perciformes; Serranidae. Gene Ontology annotation, cellular component: nucleolus. The record is from RefSeq and is a predicted model, not a curated record.